Syngnathus acus (greater pipefish) is the source of this 1738-nucleotide messenger RNA. It is a transcript of the gene sertad3, whose product is annotated as SERTA domain containing 3. The record is from RefSeq and is a predicted model, not a curated record. Gene Ontology annotation, cellular component: nucleus. Gene Ontology annotation, molecular function: transcription regulator activity. The coding region runs from base 148 to 975 and encodes 275 amino acids. Lineage: Eukaryota; Metazoa; Chordata; Actinopteri; Syngnathiformes; Syngnathidae. The transcript is spliced from 2 exons.
CUCACUGAUUGGCUGAAGGAGUUUCAUGUGGCAAAAAGGUCGAACAGCGGAUUUUAAAAUUGAAAUAGCCAAAUUUGCACUAUAUUCACUAUUUUUACGGCUUCCGCGUGGUUUCGUAGCAACUACGAUUCUUAUUCCAGUGUGAAGAUGAUCAUGAAGACGCACAAGCGCAAGCUCCAGUCGGAGUCCUCCGAUGAGUCUCCGGGUGGCGGCAGCGCUGUAGCAUGGGAGCGUCAACGUCAGUUUGUGUUCAACGUCUCCCUGCACAAGUAUCAGCGGGACCAAGAGUUGCCCGAGCCCAGCCUGCGGCGGUCCGUCCUCAUCAGCAACACCCUGCGGCAAGUGGAAGCAUGUCGAGUGUCCUCCCUUGACAUCCGGGCGCCUCUUCCACUCGACCAUCCGUCGCCAGAGCAACCGAUAGCCAACAGCGUGAAUGACCUGCCGUCCCCCGCCAAAUGCCAGCGGGUGGUAUCUGGUUGUGCGUCGUCUGACGACGCGGAGGACUGGAGCUCUCUGUCCGCUGACCCUGAUUUCGCCGUUUCGCCCGCGAUCUCGUCCAUCCUCAGUGGCUUGGACUCCAGCCUGGACGUGAGCGUGCAGUUGCCGUCCCCGCGGGCAGCCCUCAGGUCCCUGGAAAACCUGCAGGCCUGCUCGGACGCUGGUGGAUUCUGGCCGAGGCAGCAGGUCCGAGGGACUCAGGACCCCAUGGAGUGGGAGGCCGGCGUGGAGGCGGUGCGCUCCAGCUACCUGAAGGAUGUCACAGCUGAGGACAUGUUCCAGGACAUAGACACAUCCCAGCUGGAGAGGGACAUGGGGAUUCUGGGCCUGAGGAAUGACGAAUGCCUCUCCAGGGAAUACCUCCCGUACCACAGUGCCAAGGGCCUGCCGUCCUUCUCGUCCUUUAGCUCACCACCGACCUCAUUCAGGGACGGACUGGAUCUUGAGCACCUGAUGACCAUGUUGGUCGAAUCCUGAGAGGGUAUCAGGGUGUCUGAUUCUAACUAAUGUUGAUAAGUAUUAUGUAAAGCCAUUUGAGCAUUCCAUAAGUCUUGUUAUCCGGUCAUGUACUAGUUGAACACUAUGUCCUCACUAGUAAGACAAUUCAGCCCCUGGUAGAGUAACUGUCUUAGUUUGUAACUCAUUCUGAAUUGUUACUUGUGAGGACAAAGCGUGAACUAGUGCAUGGAAUAAAUGCUCGGGGCCCCCCCGCAUGAAGCAGUGAGCCCGUGGACAAUGAAGCAACUUUAUGAAUCUGUUACCGGACGAACCUGAGCUGACAAGUGUCAACACUAAAACGUGUGGAGUCUUCCGUGAAGAAAAGUUUCGUCACAUAUUUAUCAAGCAUUUCUUACAAUUUUUGUUUCGUAUUCACCAAAGUUCCUGUAAAGGCUCUCAGACCUGUUUCCUUGCUGGAAUAACUGCACUUUUUUUUUUCUCUCUUUUUUUUCAAUUGUUAGGAUGCAUCACUGAGGUUACUUUGUUCAUUGACACCAAGUGUUUAAAUCGACAUCUUCCAUAACUGUUAACAUGCGCCACUGAGUUGUUUUUUUGUCUGUUGACACCAAGUGUUUACAACCUACAAGUUUCAGUAAGCCUCAAACAGGUCUUUGUUUUCACUUGUAUUUUUCUUGCUUGUUUUAAAAUGAAGGGCAAAAUGUCCACUUUGUAUUUCCUGUUUAAGAUGAGAUUUGUAAUUGAUUUUUCACCAUACUAUUUUAGUAAAAUGUGAUAAUGAAAA